Octopus bimaculoides (California two-spot octopus) is the source of this 3462-nucleotide messenger RNA. RefSeq lists its product as uncharacterized. Lineage: Eukaryota; Metazoa; Mollusca; Cephalopoda; Octopoda; Octopodidae. Gene Ontology annotation, biological process: regulation of DNA-templated transcription. Gene Ontology annotation, molecular function: RNA polymerase II cis-regulatory region sequence-specific DNA binding; DNA-binding transcription factor activity, RNA polymerase II-specific. The record is from RefSeq and is a predicted model, not a curated record.
AAACGUACUCAUACAGGUGAAAAACCAUAUCACUGUGAUAUCUGUGGUAAAUCUUUCACUCGAAGUGAUAGCCUGACUUGUCACAUUCGUAUUCAUACAGGAGAGAAACCAUAUCAGUGUAAUAUUUGUGGUGAGUCAUUCUCUGAAAGGGGUAAUUUAGCUAAACAUAAGUAUAUUCAUACAGGAGAGAAGUCAUAUCGCUGUGAUAUCUGUGGAAAAUCAUUCUUUCAAAAAGUACACUUAAAUUCUCACAUACGUAUUCAUACAGGAGAGAAACCAUAUCACUGUGAUAUCUGUGGUAAAUCAUUCUCUGACGGAAAUGCUUUAAGUACUCACAAACACAUUCAUACUGGAGAGAGACCAUAUCCUUGUAAAAUCUGUGGUAAAUCAUUCAGUAACAGAAGUACAUUAACUGUUCACAAACGUGUUCACACAGGUAAAAAACCAUAUCACUGUGAUGUUUGUGUUAAAUCUUUCUCUAGUGGUCAUGUUUUAAAUACACACAAAUGUAUUCAAAAUGGCAAAAAGUCAUAUCAUUGUAACGUUUGUGGAAAGUUAUUCUCAGUAAAAGUUCAAUUAAGUAAACACAAACACACUCAUACAGGACAGUAGUUGUGCCACUCACAUUUGUUACAAAUCGUUCUCUCAGACCAGUUAUUGAAGAAUUCUCAGAUUUAUUUGUUCAGGAGAGAUACUCUAUCACGUGUGAUAUUUGUGGUUAAUCUCUCACAAAUUACUGUUAUAAGAAAGCAUCAUUGCAUUCAGACAGGAGAAAAACCAUAUUGUUAUAAUAUCUGUGAUACAUUAUUCUCUGUAAGAAGUGCUUUAAGUACUCACAAAUGCAUUGUUACACACACAAAAAAAAACUACACGUGAUUUCUGUGGUAAACCAUUUUCUGAAAAUAAUGAUUUAAGUAAAUUCAGGCAUAUUCAUUGUAAAGAAAAACUAUCACAGUUAUAUCUGUGGAAAGAAAUUCUAUGCAAUAAAUGACUUGUCUAAGUAUAAAGAUACACUUUGUGAAGUGGUUGGUAAAUGAACAGAGAUAUCAGCACUCUAAUGUUGUCAGUGACAUGACAACUUCUUCAGUUCUGGUUCCACAAUAAAAUACGUCCAGUACAAUGUGAAAUUGAUGAUAUGUCAGGCUGGCAGUCAUUAAAACCAUCAUCAUCUUCAUCAUUAUUAUUUAGCUUUUGCUUUCCAUGCUCUCAUGGGUUGAAUUGUUCGAGUGAAACUGGUAAGCUGCACCAAGUUCCAAUCUGAUUUGGCAUGGUUUCUACUGCUGCAUAGAUUAAAGCGAUUUUUUUUUUGAAAAUAUUUUCAAAACGUAUGUAUUAUAUCUGGUUUCAAUAUUUUAGUUUUAAGAAAAGUUAAACCUCUACUAGAAACAGACAGCACCGCAUUUUGUGCUAACAUUGCAGUUGUAAUAUUUGAGUACGAAAGUACGGCUAUGGGCUUAUAAAUCAGCUUCAGUUGUUCGUGGUGAUAAAUUGGGAAUUUAUUCUUGGAGACCCAACGAGCAACUGGAAUGUUGUAGAUGGAUCUCAUUCUAACUGUCAGAUAUUUACUUUAGUGAAAACAUACAACACUGUUUACACCUGAAAACGAACAUCAGAUGACAUUGUCAUUUAUUGUCACUUAAAGAGAAAAGGAAGAUGAUAUACAGAAGUGCUACAAAUCUGUGAGUGUCUCAUUGAGACAGUUACUGAGAGUUAAUUCUUCCAAGUGAAUCAUUUCUCCUGAUUGUCUGGAAGGUUUAUGAGAAGAUUUUGUAUUCUAAUUAAAUUUGGACUGAUUUACAAAGACAUUUACUACCUCUUUCUGAUAACAGUUGAUGGAGUUAUUGCAGUAGAGGGGAAAAUAUCAUAACUGUUGUGUGAAAAUAAAAAAAAGAAUGGAUUUUUCUGAAAAAUUGCCAAAGAAGAAGGAAAAGUCACCAUACUUGUGUGAUAUCUGUCAAAAGACAUUUUCUCUGAAGGGUAAACUUACUCAUCAUAAAAUGAUUCACAGAAAGAGACCACAUUAUUGUGAUACCUGUGGUAAAUCAUUCUCUCAAAUGCAUACCUUAACUACUCACAAACGCAUUCAUACUGAAGAAAAAUCAUAUGAAUGUGAUAUCUGUGCUAAAUCAUUCUCUGAAAGAAAUAGCUUAGCCAAACACAUUGAUAUUCAUACAGGUGAAAAGCCAUAUCACUGUGAUAUCUGUAGCAAAUCAUUCUUGCGUAAACAUUCCUUAGUUAUUCACAAACAGGUCCAUACUGGAGAAAAGCCACACGUAUGUGAUAUCUGUGGUAAAUCUUUCUCUCGAGUACAUCACUUGAUUACUCACAAAAACUUCCACAUAGGGGAAAGACCAUAUAGAUGUAAUAUCUGUGGUCAAUCAUUCACUUUAAAAAGUCACUUAGAAGGUCACAAACGUACUCAUACAGGUGAAAAACCAUAUCGCUGUGAUAUCUGUGGUAAGUCAUUCACUCGAAGUGAUAGCCUAACUUGCCACAUUCGUAUUCAUACAGGUGAGAAACCUUUUCAGUGUAAUAUUUGUGGUGAAUCAUUCUCUGAGAGGGGUAAUUUAGCUAAACACAAAUACCUUCAUACGGGAGAGAAGUCUUAUCACUGUGAUAUCUGUGGAAAAUCAUUCUUUCAAAAAGUACACUUAAAUUCUCACCUACGUAUUCAUACAGGAGAGAAACCAUAUCACUGUGAUAUCUGUGGUAAAUCAUUCAGUAAUGGAAGUUCUUUAACUGUUCACCAUAAACGUGUUCAUACAGGUAAAUAAAUGUAUCACUGUGAUGCUUGUGCUAAAUCAUUCUCUUAUGGUCAUGUUUUAAAUACACACAAAUGUAUUCAAAAUGAUAAAAGCCGUAUCAUCGUAACAUCUAUGGGAAAUCAUUCUCUGUAAAAGUUCAUAUUGAGUAGACAGAAAUACAAUUAUAUAUACAGGACAGUAGCUGUACCACUGUCACGUGUUAUAAAUCAUCCUCUCAAACCAGUCAUUUAAGUAUUUAUAGAUGUAUUUGUACAGGUGAGAUACUCUGUCAGCAUGAUAUUUGUGGUAAAUCUUUCUUACAAAUUACUGAUAUAAGAAAGCACUAUUGCAUUUGAGCAGGAGAAAAACCAUAUCACUGUAAUAUGUGUGAUAAAUCAUUCUCUGUAAGAAGUGCUUUAACUACUCACAAAUGCAUUGUUACAGGGAAAAAACCACAUGGUCAUUAGCACUCAAAUGUUGUCAGAGAUAUGACACUGUCUUCAGUUCUGGUUCCACAAUAAAAUAUGUCCAGUACAAUGUGGGCAGUCAUUAAAACCAUCCACCAAAAAUGGAAAACAGAAGUGAAAUGUUUUUCCUGACUCAUUGAGGACUUUGAAUGAAGCUUUCCUUUUUGUUAUGGUAGCAAUAAUUUAUUAAAUAUAUUGCAUUGGUUAUUCAUUGAUUAGCCGUUAAUAAAAUGACUUGUGUUUUAACAGGA